Messenger RNA from Cottoperca gobio, 2661 nucleotides. It is a transcript of the gene dctn4, whose product is annotated as dynactin 4. The coding region runs from base 59 to 1468 and encodes 469 amino acids. The record is from RefSeq and is a predicted model, not a curated record. Gene Ontology annotation, cellular component: dynactin complex. Lineage: Eukaryota; Metazoa; Chordata; Actinopteri; Perciformes; Bovichtidae. The transcript is spliced from 14 exons.
GACAUCAGUACUAGCAGUGCAGUCAGUGAGCCCACAGACUCGUCUGCGCAGCUCAGAGAUGGCGUCCCUUCUUCAGCCAGAUAGAGUUGUCUAUCUGGUUCGUGGAGAGAAAAGGAUCAGAGCCCCAUUAUCCCAACUUUAUUUCUGUCGUUACUGUAGUGAGCUACGGUCUCUGGAAUGUGUGUCUCACGAGGUGGACUCCCACUAUUGUCCAAGCUGUCUGGAGAACAUGCCAUCUGCAGAGGCCAAGCUUAAAAAGAACAGGUGUGCAAAUUGUUUUGACUGCCCAUGUUGCAUGCACACACUAUCUACCCGAGCCACCAACAUCCCAGCUCCUCUGCCUGAUGAUCCUACCAAGACGGCCAUGAAGAAGGCUUACUACCUGGCCUGCGGCUUCUGCCGCUGGACCUCCAGGGACGUGGGAAUGGCUGACAAAUCAGUUGCCAGCGGUGGAUGGCAGGAGCCAGAGAACCCUCAUACUCAGCGGAUCAACAAGCUGAUCGAGUAUUACCAGCAGCUGGCACACAGAGAGAAGCAGGAUAGAGAUAGGAAGAAGCUGGCCCGGAGACGACAGUGCAUGCCCCUGGCGUUCUCGCAACACACUAUUCAUGUGGUGGAAAAAUAUGGCCUUGGAACCAGACUGCAGAGGCAGAGGUCUGGAGCUCCCAUAUCAAGCCUGUCCGGCCUUUCCCUUAAAGAGGGUGAGGACCAGAAGGAGAUCUCCAUCGAACCUGCCCAGGGACUUGAUGAAGUGGAACCCCUGCCUGAAGAUUGUUAUACCAGGCCCAUCAGCUUACCAGAGGUGACCACGCUGCGCCAGCGGCUUCUGCAGCCUGAUUUCCAGCCUGCAGGAGCGUCUCAGCUCCACCCCAGACACAAGCACCUCCUGAUGAAGCGCUCGCUGCGCUGCAGGAAAUGUGAGCACAACUUGAGCAAGCCAGAGUUUAAUCCUACUUCAAUCAAGUUUAAAAUCCAGCUGGUGGCUGUGAGUUACAUCCCUGAAGUGAGAAUUAUGUCCAUUCCAAACCUCCGGACCAUGAAGGAGAGCCAAGUGCUGCUGACCCUGACCAACCCCGUGGAGAACAUCACCCACGUCACAUUGGCUGCUUGUGAGGACGAAGAUGCUGAUGACAUCAACAGCACUGCUACGGUUAUGGUGCCCAGGAAACAACUGGUCUUGGCAGGAAAGGAUGCUGCUGCUGAGUACGAUGAGCUGGCUGAACCUCAGGACUUCCAGGAUGACCCAGAUGUUGUUGCCUUCAGGAAAUCCAACAAGAUUGGUUUCUUCAUCAAAGUGAUCCCUCAGAAAGAAGAGGAUGCAGACGUCACCGUUUCAUUUAAGAUCCGACACGACUUCCGUAACCUCGCGGCUCCCUUAAAGCAGAGCGAAGACGGACCCGAAACCCCCGCCGAGGCCAUUUGGCUCACGCACCAUGUAGAGCUGAGGCUGGGACCGCUCGCUCCCUGAACAUGAAUACUUCUACUAUCACACAGUCCUAGUGUUGGGUUCUUUGAACUAAUUUCUUUAAACUGUGGGGUGAAUUUAAUUGAAUGAUUUCUGAUUCUGCUUAUUGGUGUAGGAGAUAUUUGUGAUCUAUUUGGCAUUCAGUUGUUUCUUAGUUUUAGCUCAAGGUGCAUCAACAGACACUUUAUGCAACAUACAGUGAUUGCACGAUGGUUUAUAAAACUACAUGAAACUAUUACCGACUGCAGACUGAUAAGAGCUUCAGGUUUAACUUGACUUUCUGGUUUUUGUUUUGUUUUGUUUGCCAAUAACAUGAUGGUAUACUGUGUCUCACCACAUCAUUCUCCUCAGCUUAAACACUAUACUUUCAGUAAAAAGCCCGUAUAGUGUGAGGUUACCUACAGGAAACGGAACCUUAUAUUUACAAUACAUCUCUUAUUAAAAAUGUUUAUGCAUUGUUUAAAAAAUCCACUUAUUUGCUUGAAUGUGGGGAGAAAAGAAAGAUUAAUCUUUGUGCUUCAUGCAGUAUUUUCUUAAAUGGCAAAGCACCUACAAAGUACGUUUUGUUGUAUUUAAUGUAUCAGCUCUGGAUUUUCUUAACAUAACAACAUAAAGUAUGUGAAAAACAGCUGUUUAUGUUGAAAGACGAGUGAGUGGUUAUACGUUAAUAUAACAACAUGGAGAGAGAAAGUGAGGGAUGAGCAGAAUCAGAAAUCAUAACUGAGAACAAUCCGAACAAUUCCCACACAUGCAGCACACUCCGCUACGCUUUCAGCUUAUGUAUCCUCGGCAACAUCCUUUUUCCGCAGACAGCAAUAUCGUAUUAACUUGCAUGCUUCAACUAUAGUGAAUAUCGCACACGCUAGACAAUGUCAUCACUGAUCCUGUACUGUUUUCUUAUCGGAAAGGUUUUGCUUUGGUUGAAGGUGAAACCUGCCCAUAAUUUGACUCGUCUGAAGUCAAACAGUCACCUUCACUGGCACUAAGGAGAGGAUGAAGCUCUAAUUUACAUUAAGUGUUCAUUAUUUAAAUGUACUGAGACACUAUCAUUUUUUGGUUUGUAGAAUUUAUUGACCUCUGCCAGUGUAUAAGUAAGUAAGCUGCUGUCAUAUUUGGUCUCAAGUGUGUUAGUAGAACAGAGCCUCACAACACAGUUAAUCUUCUGUACCGGCUAAUAAAAUAAUGUGAUACUGUAA